CCGAAGCGUUAAUUGUUUUAUAGUCAGUUAAAUUACGCCAUCGCAAUGAACAAGUUGUUUUCGCUAGCUUGGGUGUGUUCCUGUAUCCCAGCUAUAAUCUCGGGAGCAGACUUACCUGAAGGCGUUGAAAAGUGCCAUUACGCAGACUCCACCUGUAUUAUUAGGUCUAUCAAUGCGUUGAUCAAGAGCUACCCCAUGGGCAUUCCAGAAAUUGGCCUACCGCCACUGGAUGCCUACUACUUUCCGGACUUUUCCCUUCUGGAAUCGUCGGAUCGCGGGCCCAUCUGGAUAAACUUUCGAAUGCGGGACAAUGUGAACAAGGGUUUCAAUAACGCCACAAUAACCCACGUGGAGGGAUUUCUGCGUGAGCCCAACCAGAAGCAGAUCGUUCUGACAGCCCGCCUGCCACGACUCCUGCACGAGGCCACCUACGACAUGGAGGGCAAGUUCCUCCACUUCGCCUUCAACACCACUGGUCGGCUGUCGAGCGACCACCAAAACUUUCGCAUCACCCUGACCAUCAAGACGUUGGUGGAGUACAGGAAUGGCAAGCGCUAUCUGAAGAUUUACAAUCUGAAGCCCAAGAUGGACUUGGACCGCUGGAUCAUCUGGUUAGAUGACCUGUACAAGGAAAACAUGGACGUGACUAUUUUAAUGAAUAAGGUGCUCAACGACAACUGGGUGGAGUGCUGGAAUGAGUUGCAGCCCAGCAUAGCCGAACUUUUCACCACAUCGUUUACUGUCCUUUUGAACAAGGUGUUUGAGAAUGUUGCCUACGACGACAUGUUUCUCAAUGAUCUGGAUAUAAGAUCAUCAAACUAAGCUAUUUUAAUUCUUAUGAUUUAUUUCAAGAGUGUGAGAACUCGUCUUGAUGAAUAGUUUCAGUUCAUGCAAAGCUUGCUAAUAUCCUGGCCAAUAAAUUAGCAUUUAUUUAGA
Molecule: messenger RNA, 936 nt
Organism: Drosophila rhopaloa
Lineage: Eukaryota; Metazoa; Arthropoda; Insecta; Diptera; Drosophilidae
Product: protein takeout
Exons: 3
Coding region: 46-822 (258 amino acids)
Source: RefSeq, a predicted model, not a curated record